This is a messenger RNA of Etheostoma spectabile (orangethroat darter), 2264 nucleotides long. RefSeq names its product paraspeckle component 1 (gene pspc1). Bases 1 to 1596 code for a protein of 531 amino acids. The transcript is spliced from 10 exons. NCBI's taxonomy places the organism in Eukaryota, Metazoa, Chordata, Actinopteri, Perciformes, Percidae. The record is from RefSeq and is a predicted model, not a curated record. Gene Ontology annotation, molecular function: RNA binding.
AUGGCUAACCGAAAUAUGCAGCAAGCAAACAUGCAAAGCUGCAAUUCUCCUCAACAAGCAAAACGCGGGACCGACUCCCCGGCCCCGGAGCAGUCACCGGCGAACAAAGACAGCCCAACGCCGCAGCAGCAGCAGUCACCCGCGGACGAACAAGGGGAAGGAGCCGGAGAAGGAAGCGAAGAAGGCCGGGAGGAAAUGACUCUGGAUAUUACGAGCUUUCGGAAGCCCGGUGAGAAGACGUUCACCCAGCGCUCACGUCUUUUUGUCGGAAACCUCCCGGUGGAUAUCCCGGAGGAGGAGUUCAAAAACAUGUUUGCCAAGUAUGGGAACGUUGGCGAGGUUUUCAUCAACAGAGACCGGGGGUUCGGCUUCGUUCGCUUGGAAACCCGGACGCUGGCAGAGAUUGCUAAAGCUGAGCUGGAUGGGACUAUUUUGAAUAAUCGACCAAUCAGGAUUCGCUUUGCUACACACGGUGCUGCCCUUACAGUGCGCAACCUGUUGCCUGUAGUAACAAAUGAACUGCUUGAACAGGCAUUUUCUGAAUUUGGGCCGGUGGAACGGGCUAUUGUCGUGACAGAUGACCGUGGUCGUCCCACUGGGAGAGGCAUUGUGGAGUUUGCAAGCAAAGUAGCUGCACGUAAAGCCCUGGAGCGCUGUAAAGAGGGAGCGCUGCUGCUGACCACCACACCUUGUCCAGCCAUUGUGGAGCCCUCGGAGCACUUUGAUGAUGAGGAUGGACAGCCUGAAAAACUGCUGCAGAAGACUCCAAAGUACUACAAGGAACGAGAGCAGAUGCCGCAUUUUGCUCAGCCGGGGACAUUUGAGUUUGAAUAUUCGUCUCGCUGGAAAGCUCUUCAUGAGAUGGAGAAACAGCAAAGAGAACAGGUGGACAAGAACAUUAAAGAGGCCAAAGAGAAACUGGAGGCUGAGCUAGAGUCGGCCAAACAUGAACAUCAGCUCAUGUUAAUGAGACAAGAUCUAAUGAGACGUCAGGAGGAGCUGAGGAGACUGGAGGAGCUCCGCAACCAGGAGCUGCAGAGGAGAAAGCAGAUAGAGAUGAGGCAUGAAGAGGAACGGAGAAGGAGAGAGGAGGAGAUGAUGAGACACAGAGAACAGGAGGACCUGAGACGCCACCCAGAUGGCUUCAAACCAAACUACCUGGACAAUAGAGAACAGGAAAUGAGAGUGGGUGAGCUGGGCCCUCGUGGAGCCAUUAAUAUGGGAGAUGGCUAUAACCAGGGGUCCCCGGGGCACAGUGCUAACCAGGGUCAAAUGAUGGGCAUGAGUGGAAGGGGAGGAGCCGUUGGCCCGGAGGGAACUGCAAAUAUGGGGACACCAGUGAUGUCAGAGAAUGGAGCCAUGCAAAACGAUAGAUACCCUCAGGGUGGAUCAGUGGGGGGGCGACCAGAAGUUGAGUCCCCAAAGCCUCAACAGCUGCAGCAGCCACAGUCGCAGCAGCAGCAGCAGCAGCAGCAGCAGCAGCAGCAGCAGCAGCAGCCAUUAGGCCCUCAAGUUGGACAAGCCACAGGAUUUGGACGGGGGAGUCCAGUAGGGGGAGUCUUUGAUGGGCCAAAUAACAAACGCCGCAGAUACUAAGAUACUUCUGAUCAUGGAGACAGUUCUCGUGGAUCUUUGUUACUGCCCCAAGCCGAUCAUCUCUUUUUCUGUGUUACAUCGACCCACUUAUCUCCCCGUGGGAAAUGUUUUUUUUUUUUUUUUUUUGCCAGUUUUCUUUUUGUCACUGAGAGGCAUAUAUUUUGUGAUUGAUAAUACUACAGAGAAAUGGUUUGUAGCUACACUUAUUUGCAGCAUUUAUACACAAUUUUUAUUUUUCCUGCAUAUGUUUUCCAUCUCUUUUUCAAAUGACACUGUUUGUGAUUUUUGUCUGCUGAAUAUGAAGUGUGCAAGCAAGUUUCAAAGCAUGUCAAGAAGCCCUUUUAGGGUAGACAACUUUGCAGUUGGUGGUGGUUACUAUUGUCUUGGAUACACUCUAUGAAGCUGUUGUAUGGGAGUGUUAAAAUUAAAUAAAGAUGAAUUAGAUUGGACAUUGAUUAUGGUCAAAACAAGAAUGCUGAUUUCUGAAACUGAAAUCUAGUGCAAACCCAAAUGGACUUUCCUUGGACUAGGUAGUAGUUUGUGGUCCUCCCAUCAAAAAUACUGUUACUCUUAGCUAAUUGGAUGUUCAAUCAUUCAGUAAGUGAAUGGUUCCGCAGCCUCAGUGCAUCCUGUAAGUGAUGGUUAAGAGAAAUAAAACAUUUGUAGUA